This is a messenger RNA of Esox lucius (northern pike), 5109 nucleotides long. It is a transcript of the gene clcn7, whose product is annotated as chloride channel 7. Gene Ontology annotation, molecular function: voltage-gated chloride channel activity. Bases 134 to 2593 code for a protein of 819 amino acids. The transcript is spliced from 26 exons. NCBI's taxonomy places the organism in Eukaryota, Metazoa, Chordata, Actinopteri, Esociformes, Esocidae. Gene Ontology annotation, biological process: transmembrane transport; chloride transport. The record is from RefSeq and is a predicted model, not a curated record. Gene Ontology annotation, cellular component: lysosomal membrane; intracellular membrane-bounded organelle.
GUGUGUGCCACCCGUAGAAACAAUCACGAGUUCGCUUGUGAUGGGGCUAGAAUGAAGGGCAGUUAGUCAGACACAACUGCAAAUAAAGAAAUAUUUCAGUGAUUGUGAGAGUCGAGAAGUACCGGGAACAAGCAUGGCCAACAUCACAAAGAAGGUCUCUUGGACCAGUCGAGGUGACGACGCCGGGGGUGGCGAGGGAACCCCACUACUCAACGGCUCCGAAGAAGUUCGCUAUACAAGACAGUUGUCCGGUGUUGGGGGUAUGUUUCACAUAGGCAGACUGAGCACUGUGGAUCUCGAGGAGGAUGUGACAUCAGACGAGGAAGCUCGGCCAACAAAGUCCCAGAGAUAUGGCUCUGUUUCCACCUACCCUGGGUCUUUACAGGACUCGCCAAAGGGCCGUCCCGAAGAGAUUCCUCACAACGAGAAGUUGCUGUCCCUGAAAUUUGAGAGUCUGGACUAUGACAGCAGUGAGAAUCAGCUGUUUCUGGAAGAGGAAAGACGGAUGAGCUAUCUGGGUUUCAGAUGUCUGGAGAUCAGUCGCUGGGUGAUCUGUGGUCUGAUUGGCUUCUUGACUGGCCUCAUAGCCUGCUGCAUAGACAUUGCUGUGGAAAAACUGGCCGGGGUCAAGUACUUCGUCGUUAAACAAAACAUUGAAAAGUUUACUGAGGUGGGGGGUUUGUCCAUCUCUCUGAUCUUGUGGGCUGUCCUCAACUCUUCCCUUGUCAUGGUUGGAGCCAUCACAGUAGCCUUCAUUGAGCCCAUAGCAGCAGGGAGCGGUAUACCUCAGAUAAAGUGUUACCUGAAUGGAGUGAAGAUCCCCCGGGUUGUGCGACUAAAGACGCUGGUGGUGAAGGUGUUUGGGGUGAUCUGCUCUGUAGCAGGAGGACUGGCUGUCGGAAAGGAAGGUCCCAUGAUCCACUCUGGAGCAGUAGUAGCUGCUGGGGUGUCGCAGGGGAGAAGCACCUCUCUGAAGAAAGACUUCAAGAUUUUCGAGUAUUUCCGCAGAGACACGGAGAAGAGGGACUUUGUGUCAGCAGGUGCAGCUGCAGGGGUCUCUGCUGCUUUUGGAGCCCCAGUCGGUGGGGUGUUGUUCAGUUUAGAGGAAGGGGCUUCGUUCUGGAACCAGAUGCUCACAUGGCGUAUAUUCUUUGCGUCGAUGAUUUCAACAUUCACUCUGAAUUUCUUCCUGUCUAUCUACAAUAACAAACCUGGGGAUCUCUCCAGCCCGGGACUCAUCAACUUUGGACGCUUCGAGAGCGACAGUGUGGCGUACAACUUCUACGAGAUUCCCUUAUUUAUUGUUAUGGGAGCUAUAGGUGGAUUGCUGGGAGCACUGUUCAAUAAACUCAACUAUUGGCUCACUAUUUUCAGGAUCAGGUAUGUCCACCGGCCCUGUCUUCAGGUGAUGGAGGCCAUGCUUGUUGCUGCAGUGACUGCAACAGUGUCAUUCUCUAUGAUCUACUUCUCCAAUGACUGUCAGCCUCUCGGACCAGACCAAUCAGAGGACUACCAACUACAGUUGUUCUGUGCGGAUGGGGAGUAUAACUCCAUGGCAACAACCUUCUUCAAUACACCUGAGAGGAGUGUCCGCAGUCUCUUUCAUAACCCACCAGGUUCUUAUAACCCUGGGACCCUGGGCAUGUUCACAGUGACAUACUUCUUCCUGGCCUGUUGGACCUAUGGCCUGGCUGUCUCUGCCGGUGUCUUCAUCCCCUCCCUUCUGAUUGGAGCCGCCUGGGGGAGGCUGUUUGGAAUACUACUGCCUACUGUAACGGCCAGUGGCUCUAUCUGGGCCGAUCCAGGGAAGUAUGCGUUGAUUGGAGCUGCUGCCCAGCUGGGGGGCAUAGUGAGAAUGACCCUGAGUUUAACCGUCAUCAUGGUGGAGGCAACAGGAAACGUGACUUACGGUCUCCCCAUCAUGCUGGUGCUGAUGACGGCCAAGAUCGUCGGCGACUACUUUGUGGAGGGUCUUUAUGAUAUCCACAUCAAGCUGCAGAGUGUUCCCUUCCUGCACUGGGAGGCGCCUGCCACCUCCCAUUGGCUCACAGCCAGGGAAGUUAUGGGGGCUCCAGUCAUUUGCUUUAAUCGUUUAGAGAAGGUUGGAACAAUUGUUGACAUUCUUAGCAACACGUCUACUAAUCACAACGGCUUCCCUGUCGUUGUGCCGGUUGCCGCUAGCGAUGAGCCGGGGAAGAUUUGUGGACUCAUCCUUCGUUCCCAGCUCAUAGUUCUGCUCAAACACAAGGUGUUUGUAGAACUGGCCCGGUCCAGGCUGACCCAGAGGAAGCUCCAGUUGAAGGACUUCCGGGACGCCUACCCCCGCUUUCCCCCCAUCCAGAGUAUCCAUGUGUCCCAGGAUGAGAGGGACUGUAUGAUGGACCUGUCUGAGUUCAUGAACCCCACACCUUACACUGUACCACAGGAAACAUCUCUUCCUCGUGUCUUCAAGUUAUUCAGAGCUCUGGGCCUCCGACAUCUGGUGGUGGUGGAUCAUGACAACAGAGUCGUCGGUCUGGUGACCCGGAAGGAUUUGGCUCGGUACCACCUGGGGAAGCAUGGACUGGAAGAGCUACAACUGGCUCAGACAUGAUACACACGUUAUCACACACACACACACAUUUCUACAUAAGACAUACAUUAAUACACAUACAAACACAUUAUUAUUAUUACACACACAAACACACUAUUACACACACAUGACAAGAGGUUAGGCUGGUCACCUGUUGCCACACAGCUAUGCACCCUGUUAACCCUGGGGUUAGAGGUCAAGGAGUCAUCGUAAAGGCUAUGCACCCUGUUAACCCUGGGGUUAGAGGUCAAGGAGUCAUCAUAAAGGCUAUGCACCCUGUUAACCCUGGGGUUAGAGGUCAAGGAGUCAUCGUAAAGGGGAGCUGUAAAUCAACAAUGACAGAACAGUCCUGAAUCCAUAACGUCAUAUUACUGACCGGUAUUCCAAGUUGUGAUACAUCAGACCAGGCUAUAAUGUAUUAUAACUAAGUCGUAGUGCACCAGGCUAUAUUUGAGCAGUGGUGUGAAGUUGAAUGGUAUAUUGCCAAUAUAACACGGCUCAGGGUUUAGGCCUGACACAGCCCUUAGCUGUGGUUAGAACAUAAAGUGUUCUGUCAUACUUGUGGUAAACAGUUUGAUAUAUCACAGCUUUCAACCAAUCAGCAUUCAGAGCUCAAACCACCCAGUUUAUAAUGCAUUAUAACAGUCUUGUUGCACCAGCAGAGUACUAAGUCUUGUGUCCUGAUGAUCUGGAGUUAUCUGCCUUAAACAAACACAUCAAGAUACUGUGAUAUUAUGAGUUUAUGAAGCAUUAUAAGGUCUCAAUGAUGCAUAUGACAUGUGAUAAUGCAUUCUACCUGAAAACAAUGUUUGUGUUCACAUGGGCCCUUUAGGUCUCCCUGAAACGACAACACUUUUUACCUGUUCACAAUUAUGUUUUGCACUGUGUGAAAGAAAGAGAAGCUGUAAUUUAUUAUCCACCCAUUUUAAAGUAGUCUGUAGACCACUGGGAGAGUCUGAUGCUGGUCUCCAGACUCCAUGUAGACUGCCUCAGAAAGGCCGCCCUCUUAAUCUCCAAUACAGCAACUAGCCCACAUUAGGCCCCGCCCCCUGGCCAACAGCACCUCUGCUCGGUUAUGUACUAAGUUUAGAAAGUAUAGAUAUUACAGUGUGUGGCAUUUUAGUGAGGCAGAAGUGAUUUGUUUUUCCACCCCGGUAACUGUUGGGCUGCAGUGGUUGACUGUGGCCAGUAGGUGGCGUUGUGGAGUAGGUAUGUAGCUGUCAGCCUCACGGAUUCUACAGAGCUCCACCGACUCAGACUGAGAUGUAGAAUGUCCAGGGUGAUUCAGCAGUGUUGGCACUCUUAUAUACUAGGUCUAGUCAUGCUCUAUAGGGUCUGUUAUCAACAUGGAUAAUGGUGAGCUGAUCUCUGUGUGUGUUUUCACUCUGGACAGGCGCCUGAAGCAGUCAUAUUUUAAAAUAGUCCUGAAAGUACUUCUGACAUAGGCCAAACAGCAUGCACAAGGACAGGAGCUUUCCCUGACCGUACCCAAAUGGUACUGGAUCGAACCACCCUCCGGGGCCUUGUAUGAAAACCUCACACCUGUAAAGUGCAAACCUUCCUGGAAAUAAAAAGAAAUUACAAAACCAUUAAUCAGUUUUCACUAGACAAAUUCUAUAUACAGUACAUCAUACAUACAUAUUACUGUCUGUAAAGAAAGGAUAUUUAUGCCACAUCUUGCUUGUGUCCCAAAUAACCCCUAUUCUCUAUAUAGACACUAAUAUGUUCAUUUCAUCUAGGGUUAGGGAACCAUACAGGACAGAAGAUAUGUUUCAUUGAGGUGUUUUGCAUUCCGUUGUCCUACUGAAGAAGCCUAGAUAUUUACCUGUACAGCCUUCUGAACUGUUUCACAGUGAUGCACAAUGAAUGUGAAGACCCAUGCUGUUUCCCAGACGUCCUUUUAAAAAGAAGUUCAACCUACAUUCUGUGUCACAAAUGACUCCCUAUAUACAGACACUCAAAAGAAAAGGUUCUUUGGGGAUCCUUUAGGUUGGAGCCCUCGAAAUUAAACCAGGAGGCCCGUCUCUGGGACGUCCACUGCUUCUCCCCAGGACCAAUGUCGGGACAGUAUGUACUUCGGUCCUGCCAGGCAGUGGCUAACACACCUGUAACACUGAGAACUUCAAUCAAGGGUUCUACUGCUUAUCUGGAACCCAAUCCUGCACCUGUAGGUUACUCUGGACUUGGUUAAUACUGUGAUGUUUUAUCCAGGAGAUUUAUGAUUCGUUUAAAACAAAGACCAUAAUUUGUAACAUUAUUGCAAUCUCAAAAUGUCUCACCUUAUUUAAAAUCAGUUGUUCUUUUUCUGCUUCUGUCUUAUUGGCUCACUAAGCUUGGGUUCCAAAUAGCAUCCUAUUUAUUCAUGGUUUUAUGUCCCAGGUCAAGAGAAGUGCACUAUUGGGGGUUAGGGGGCCAUUUGGGACACUGUCUUUUGCUUCUUGUUUGUAAAGUUAUAGGUGUUCGUAUAGAGGAUGCUAUAUUUUGUAAGUAUUUGACAAACCCUUUUGUGAGAACAAAUAAAAUGUAUUAAUUUACGA